Messenger RNA from Eucalyptus grandis, 4434 nucleotides. Its product is annotated as TMV resistance protein N-like. NCBI's taxonomy places the organism in Eukaryota, Viridiplantae, Streptophyta, Magnoliopsida, Myrtales, Myrtaceae. The coding region runs from base 1 to 4434 and encodes 1477 amino acids. The transcript has 8 exons. Gene Ontology annotation, biological process: defense response; signal transduction. Gene Ontology annotation, molecular function: ADP binding. The record is from RefSeq and is a predicted model, not a curated record.
AUGGCAGAUUUGCGAAAUCGCCUCAAAACCAUGCAGAAAGAAAAGGGGAAGGAAAAGACAUCACCUACAGGAUCAAGUUCCAUCAUUAUAAGAGAUAGGCCAGAACAGAUGAUGCUCUCAAAUCCACUAGAAUCUUUUCUAAAGGAUUUAAGCACUCAGAAACCCGACUCUGUUAUCCAACAACCUGAUCCUUUGAAAAAACAGACUUUUCUUUCAAUAGAACAAGCUCCUCAGGAUCCUCAGGAUACUGAAACAGAAUCUUCAGUAUCCUCUUCCUCCUCUUCAGUUGAUACCUUCCCUAUUGCACCAAUUACCUCAUCAAUAUUCAUGGCUGACUCUCUAGACGAUGAUAUGGAAUCAGAUUAUUCUGACCCAGAAAUAGGCCAGACAAGCAAGCCCACUCAUCAGCCUCAUCUGUGCUCCCUUGCCCUCCCUCGCCUCCACACGUGUCGAAACGUGUCGAGAAAAGUUGAUCACGUGUCAGAAAAUCCGACACGAGUUGACCGCGUGUUCGACAUGAUCGGACACGACAUGGAAGCACGAGCAACGUGGCCAUGCUUCAUAGCUGAUACCAACAUCUCCAGCUGGACGCACAAGCAAAAUAUCGAUUUUCCUGCGAUGGCACUGCCCAUUGACACAUCAACAAUGAAGUUCGAGGUGUUUCUGAGUUUUAGGGGAUCAGAUACUCGAGACAACUUUACCAGUUGCCUCUAUCAUGACAUGAUCGAGAAAGGCAUCCGUGUCUUUAAAGAUGAUGAAGAGCUCCCAAUCGGUCAAAAGAUUGAGGAGCUUUUGCAAGCCCUCAACGACUCUCAAAUUUAUAUCCCCAUCUUCUCAGAGGACUUUGCUUCUAGUGCGUGGUGUCUCCGUGAGAUCGCAAGAAUGGUAGAUUGCACUUCAAAAUCAAAUGGAAAGAAAGAGAUACUCCCCGUUUUUUUCAAUGUGGAGCCAGACGAUGUCAAGCUCAAAACUAAAAGGUACACGGAUGCCCUGUCUAAGCUUCAGGAAAAGUAUCCACCCGAUGAAGUGAAGCACUGGGGAGAUGCUCUCGUGGAGGUUCCAACUAGAGUAGGUUGGAAGCUGAAAGGACACGGGUAUGGGGAACUUGUAAAAUCGAUUGUUCGAGAGGUUCAACUUAAGCUGACGAGGAAGAACAGAUAUCUUCCUGACCAUCUAGUUGAAACGGAUGAUCUAGAACAAAUAGAGGAAUUGUUGGAUGUUGACUCUGAUGAUCAUGUGCAUUUUAUUGUAAUCCAUGGCACGGGUGGUAUUGGUAAAUCUACUCUUGCUAGUGUUAUCUUCAACCGAUUCCGGUCUAAAUUCAAUUGUAGUAGUUUCCUUGAAGACGUCCAACAUCACAGUCUUCUGGACAUGCAAAAGAAACUAUUAUCCGAAACACUGGGCUCAACCUCUACUUACGGAAUGUACGACACCAAUGAUGGGAUCGACCACAUAAGCAAAGGGCUUAGCAACAUGAAAGUUCUGGUUGUUCUUGAUAAUGUGGACGAUAAGAUGCAACUUGAGAAAUUGGCAGGAAGCUACAAUUGGUUUGGUUCUGGAAGUAGGAUAAUUGUCACAGUCAGGGACAUAAGCACAAUACUACAUGAGAAAAACCAAACACGAUGUAACAAUUACAAGGAUUACCCAGUAAAGGAGAUGCCUUUGAAUCCAGCAAUUCAGCUUUUCAGCAAACAUGCUUUUAGAAGUGAUACUCCCCCAAAAGAUUGGUACAAACUCUCAAAAGAAGUCGUUUUAAGCAUAGGAAGGCUACCUUUGACUCUAGAAGUUGUGGGUUCUCACUUUGCCGGCAAGAUCAAAUCGGAGUGGGACAAGACAUUAAAAUCCUUAAAGCAAGCCCCACAUAGGGAUGUUCGAAAAGCACUGAUGAUAAGUAUCGAAAAAUUGGACUCCAUAGAAAAAGCUAUAUUCCUAGACAUAGCAUGUUUUUGCAUUGGGGAGGAUAAGAUGAAAGCAUGUUACAUGUGGGACGAUUGCAGUGCGGUUGAUGUUCUGCUCCUCAUGUCAUUGAUUAAGAUUGAUAAGGAAAAUAAGUUCUGGAUGCAUGAUGAACUUUGGGAUUUAGGAAGGUACAUUGUCAAGAAAGAGAGUUUUGAAGAUGCUGGAAAGCGUUGUUGGGUGGGGAUUGAUGAGAGUAAUUUGGACAUACUGAGGAGCAACGAGGAAAAACGAAAUGUGCGAGCACUCAGUCUAGGUAUUAGUCAUGACUUAAAACCUAAAGAAUUAGCCUAUUUUCCAAAGUUGAAGUUCCUUGGAGGAGAAAGAAUGAAUUUCCUAGGCAACUUCAAAAAUCUUCUUCCUGAUUUGAAAUGGCUUUCUUGGCGUCAUUGCCUGCUAAAUCUUAGAGCGAGAAAUCUUCACCUGGUGAAUUUGGUUGUGCUCGACCUUUCGCAAAGCAACAUUAACGAUGACUGGGGUGGAUGGAGGCAAAUCAAGAUGGCAAAAAAGUUGAAAGUUCUAGAUUUGGCGCAUUGCAGAAAAUUAACCAAGACACCUGAUUUUUCCGAGUUUGGCAAGUUGGAAAAAUUAAUUCUCACUUGGUGUGUGAAAUUGUCAACAAUUGAUAGCUCAAUUGGUAAGCUACAAUUGCUAAAUACUUUGAACAUUGAGGGAUGCAUUUCCCUCCAAGGGUUGCCUGAAGAAAUUGGUUUGCUGAAAUGCUUGUUGGAGAUUAUUGUGCCUUGGACCAGCAAACCAUUCAAGCUUCCAGAGACACUAAGCAAUUUACAUUCUUUGAUGAAGUUUGAAAUUCAAGGUCAUUCUAGUAUCCGCCAACUUCCUCACUCUAUUGGAAUGUUAAUGGAUCUCACACAUUUGCAUUUGCGUAAAUGCCAGAGUCUACAUAAGCUUCCGGACUCUAUUGGAGAGCUACAAUCCUUAGUUGAGUUGGAUUUAGAAUCCUCGGGAGUCUCCAUUCUCCCUGAUUCCAUUGGAAAUAUGAAGAGAUUAAAAGUCAUUAGGCUGGCACACACAAAAAUACACACAAUACCUUGUGCUCUUGGACAAGUAGAGACACUCGAAGUGCUUGAUGCCUCGUUUUGUCCACAUCUGAUGGAUGAAAUCCCAUGGAGAAUGUGGAGUUUGACUCGUUUGAGGAUCUUUGCCUUUGAUGGAACCCCAAUCUCCACAGUACCGGAAAAGAUCAGUAAUUUCUCUAGUCUCCAAACAAUUAUAAUUACAAGCCACCGGCUUUGCCCGUUGCCAGAGCUACCCUCAAGUUUGAAAUGCCUAGUGGUUGAAGCUGCUGAACUCCCUGUUCUUCCCAACCUCUCGAGCCUACUUCACUUAAAUCAUCUCGAAGUGUGCAGAAGACAUCCAAUUAUUGCAUUUUGGAGUGCAAAUGAAGUAAUCUCGCCUUGGAAGGAUGCACAGUCCAUCCAUCAGCUUCCACAUAGCUUAUCAACCUUGAAACUUGGCUGGAUCCCGCAAUUGCCAGAGUUUUCCAACUUCAAAAGGUUGUCGAUUCUAUCUAUCAGUGGAUGUCCAAUGCCACACCUGCCCAUCCUAAAAUACUUGGAGAGGUUAAGGGAAUUAGAAAUAUCGUUGUGCGAAUUCCUAGAGAGCACACCCGAUCUGUCGUGCUUGAAGAGGCUACAAAAGUUACAGCUGAGCGACUUACCCAAAUUGGCGGAGAUUCCAGGUUUGGGGGAACUGGAAUCGUUGAAGUUUCUAUACAUCACCAUGUGUAAUGUGAUCAGACAAUUGCCUUAUCUGUCGAAGUUGAAAAAUCUACAGCAUCUCAAACUAGAUGGUUGUGAAAAGAUAAGAGCCGUCGAAGGUCUGGAAGAACUGAACUUUUUGAAGAAGGUGGAGAUCGAACAUUGCAUGUGCCUCAAAAGGCUACCCGAUGUGGUCGCAACAUCAAGUGGGAGACAGCAUGGUAGGACAUAUCAACCUGAAGCAGAAUGCAUCAUCCCGAAAGCGUUGGGACUUCCAAUUAGAGCACAUCAUGUCGGGUUCAAGCUAGUGCACGCUAUCGACUCCAACUCCGUCCGUCCUCGCCAUCGACUCCAACUCCGUUCUCUCGCCGGUGACAUCGUUGCUCACCUCGCCGUCGACUCUGACUUCGUCCUCCCUACAGUCGACGACUCCACCGGAUCCGAUCGUGUCGAACCCAUAUCGGGUUCGUCUCCGAGAUCGGAACCCGCGGCCCUUUCUGUGAAUCUCCGAACCCGCGCGUUGUUCUCUGAGCAAUUCGCCGUCGACUGCGCCUCUCCUGCUGAAAUAGCAGCAGAGCUUCGUCGAGGAGGAUCGGGUCGGCCACUUUUGUUUGAUCUAGCGGCAUCGACCUCGUCAAGGUUGAACCUCCGCCACCGACUCAUCGACUGGGGGCCUUUCGAUCGAGUCCUCCGCAAGUUCCGCGAGGAGGACUAUCGAGCCAUUGUCUGGGUCCGAGCUCAAUUCGAAGAUUCUUGA